Molecule: messenger RNA, 405 nt
Organism: Laetiporus sulphureus 93-53
Lineage: Eukaryota; Fungi; Basidiomycota; Agaricomycetes; Polyporales; Laetiporaceae
Product: aconitase
Exons: 2
Coding region: 1-405 (134 amino acids)
Biological process (GO): tricarboxylic acid cycle
Cellular component (GO): mitochondrion; cytosol
Molecular function (GO): aconitate hydratase activity; 4 iron, 4 sulfur cluster binding
Source: RefSeq, a predicted model, not a curated record
AUGGCGGUGUCCCGCAGACGUGAAGGCUCCUCUCGUGAGCACACUACACUCGAGCCACGCUUCCUCUACGAUCUCGUUAUCAUCAUGCGGUCGUUCGCCCGUAUACAUGAGGCAAAAUUGAAGAAGCACGGCAUGUUCGCGUUGACGUUCACGAGCCCGGCCGACUACGACGCCGUGCGGCCCGAUGACCGUGUGUCGAUUCUUGGUUUGCAGGAGUUCCAGCCUGGCAAGAAUUUGCCGCUUGCGCUUAAGCAUAUGGAUGGCUCGAAGGAUGAGAUUUCGCUUGCGCAUAGCUUUAAUGAGAGUCAGAUUGAGUGGUUGAAGGCGGGCUUUACGCUCAACCUGGUAUGUCCAUUCGUAUCCUUCCGCGGUCCGGUCGAUCGUCUGCUCACCGCUUUCUUGUGA